Molecule: messenger RNA, 3518 nt
Organism: Triticum urartu
Lineage: Eukaryota; Viridiplantae; Streptophyta; Magnoliopsida; Poales; Poaceae
Product: 26S proteasome non-ATPase regulatory subunit 1 homolog A
Biological process (GO): regulation of protein catabolic process; proteasome-mediated ubiquitin-dependent protein catabolic process
Cellular component (GO): nucleus; proteasome storage granule; proteasome regulatory particle, base subcomplex
Molecular function (GO): enzyme regulator activity
Source: RefSeq, a predicted model, not a curated record
AUCCCCGUCUCGCGUCGUCCCCGUCUCCAAGUAAACUCGCAGACGCCCCGCACCGAGCCCAACAAACCCUCGCGCAGCGCACCCCACCCCACCUCUCCUUCGCCGACGCGGCCAUGGCGGCGGUGGCGACUGUGAGCUCGGCCGGCGGGAUCCUCGCCAUGCUCCACGAGCCGGCGGAGGAGCUCAAGCUGCACGCGCUCGCCAGCCUCAACUCCGUCGUCCACCUCUUCUACCCCGAGAUCUCCACCAGCAUCCCCACCAUUGAGAGCUUGUAUGAAGAUGAGGAGUUUGACCAGAGACAGCUAGCUGCACUAGUUGUUUCUAAGGUAUUUUAUUACUUGGGCGAGUUAAAUGAUGCACUAUUGUAUGCACUUGGUGCUGGGCCUCUGUUUGACGUUUCUGAGGAUUCAGAUUAUGCUCAUGCUCUUCUAGCCAAAGCAUUAGAUGAAUAUGCGAGUUUCAAGACAAGAGCUUCUAAAGCUACCGAGGAAGAAGAAAAUGUGGAUCCUAGAUUAGAGGCCAUAGUGGAGAGGAUGUUGGAGAAGUAUGAUAAGAUCCUACCGUUUGCGCAUAUUCUCUUAUUUAUCAGAUGGAGUAUUCAGCUAACGGUUACUCUUUGCUGUAGGUGUGUUCUUGAUGGGAAAUACCAACAGGCCAUGGGUAUGGCUGUUGAAUGCAGGAGACUGGAUAAACUGGAGGAAGCAAUUGUUCGGUGUGAUAAUAUUCACGGGGCUCUUUCAUAUUGCAUCAACCUUUCUCAUCAAUAUGUUAGUCACCGUGAAUAUCGCUGUGAGGUUCUUCGCUGUCUUGUUAAAAUAUACCAGACUUUGCCGCAUCCAGAUUUUCUGAGCAUCUGCCAGUGCCUUAUGUUUCUGGGUGAGCCUGAAACUGUUGCGAAUAUAUUGGACACACUAAUUUCUGGAAGCAAGGAUGAUGCUCUCCUUGCAUACCAAAUUGCUUUUGAUCUGGUGGAAAAUGAAAAUCAGGCCUUCCUACUGAAUGUGAGGAAUCGCCUGGACUCUCAGACUCCUGGUCAGUCCAACCCUGAUAGCGGUUCAGCUUUACCAGUCGAUCAGACUGUUAACGCGGGUACAACUAGCACAGAACCAGCGGGUGAUGUUCAGAUGGGAGAUGACACUACUACGGCAAAUGGAAACGCUCACCCGGUUGAUCCAAAUGAGGCAGUGCAUGCUGAUAAGCUUGCAAAACUUAAAGGGAUACUGUCAGGGGAGAAGUCUAUUCAGCUUACGCUGCAAUUUUUGUAUAGCCACAACAGGUCCGAUCUUCUAAUUCUGAAGACAAUAAAGCAGGCUGUGGAAAUGAGGAACAGUGUUUGCCAUAGCGCAACUAUUUGCUCCAAUGCGAUCAUGCAUGCAGGAACAACUGUAGAUACUUUUCUAAGAGAGAAUCUGGAGUGGUUGAGCAGGGCUACUAAUUGGGCUAAAUUCAGUGCAACAGCUGGGCUAGGUGUGAUUCAUAGAGGCCACCUUCAGCAAGGUCGGGCUUUGAUGGCCCCAUACCUACCUCAAAGUGGUGCAGUUGGUGGUGGCAGUCCAUACUCGGAAGGUGGUGCCCUCUAUGCUUUAGGUUUGAUUCAUGCCAACCAUGGCGAAGGAAUCAAACAAUUCCUCCGUGAAAGCCUUCGCAACACCAGUGCAGAGGUCAUCCAGCAUGGUGCCUGUUUGGGACUUGGGCUUGCAUCUCUGGGGACAGCAGAUGAAGAAGUGUUUGAAGACAUAAAGAAUGUCCUUUACACAGACAGUGCUGUGGCUGGUGAAGCAGCUGGUAUUGGCAUGGGUUUGCUCAUGGUUGGGACAGCCAGUGAGAAGGCCGCUGAGAUGCUCGCUUAUGCACAUGAUACACAGCAUGAAAAGAUUAUCAGGGGUUUGGCACUUGGCAUCGCGUUGACAGUGUAUGGCAGGGAGGAGGAAGCUGACACCUUGAUUGAACAAAUGACUAGAGAUCAAGAUCCCAUACUACGUUAUGGUGGUAUGUAUGCAUUGGCUCUAGCCUACAGAGGAACUGCAAACAACAAAGCUAUCCAUCAGCUGCUGCAUUUUGCUGUAUCGGACGUCAGUGAUGAUGUUCGUAGGACUGCUGUUAUGGGUCUUGGAUUUGUUCUAUACAACGAACCUGAGCAGACUCCAAGAAUUGUGUCCCUGCUCUCUGAAUCGUACAACCCACAUGUUCGUUAUGGUGCAGCUUUAGCUGUUGGGAUAUCCUGUGCAGGAACAGGGUUAAGUGAUGCCAUUUCCUUGUUGGAGCCUCUCACAUCGGACGUUGUUGACUUUGUGCGCCAGGGGGCUCUAAUUGCUAUGGCAAUGGUCAUGAUCCAGACGAACGAGUCCUUUGAUUCUCGUGUUGGAACAUUCAGGCGUCAGUUGGAGAAGAUCAUUCUUGACAAGCAUGAGGACACCAUGAGCAAAAUGGGCGCCAUUCUUGCUUCUGGUAUUCUGGAUGCUGGUGGUAGGAAUGUCACAAUUAAACUUCUCUCGAGGAACAAGCAUGACAAGCUCACUGCUGUGAUUGGCCUUGCUGUAUUCACCCAGUUCUGGUACUGGUAUCCUCUCCUAUACUUCAUUAGCCUGGCCUUCUCGCCAACAGCCAUCAUUGGUCUCAACUCAAACCUGGAAGUGCCGAAGUUUGAGUUUCUGUCACAUGCUAAACCGUCCCUCUUUGAGUAUCCGAAACCGACCACUCAGCAGACUACGACUUCAGCAGUCAAGCUGCCCACAGCCAUUUUGUCAACCUAUGCCAAGGCAAAAUCUAGGGCGAAGAAGGAUGCAGAAAGCAAAGCUGCUAACCAGGAGAAGACAGCAGAAGCAGAAAGCAAAGCUAACCAGGAGAAGUCAACAGCAGAAAGCAAACCUAGCCAGGAGAAAUCAACGGAUGCAGAAAGCAAAGCUAAGACAACGGAAGAUGCUUCUGGUUCUACUUCAGGCGAUGCAGCCAAGACACAGGAGAAGGACGGUGAUGCAAUGCAGGUUGACGGCGCGGCAGAGAAGAAGGCCCCGGAGCCAGAACCUGCCUUCCAGAUCCUGGCAAACCCAGCCCGCGUUGUCCCUGCGCAGGAGAAGUUCAUCAAGUUCAUCGAGGGCAGCCGUUACGUCCCCGUGAGGCCCGCUCCCUGCGGAUUCAUCCUCCUCCGAGACACGCAGCCCAGCGAGGCUGAGGAGCUCGUGCUCACCGACGCCCCCGCGACCGUGGCCACGGGCGCCGGCAACAACGCAGCAGCCGCUGCCGCGGGGCAAGGCUCGGCUGCCAUGGCCGUCGACGACGAGCCCCAGCCGCCCCAACCUUUUGAGUACUCGGCGUAAGCUGCUGUGGUAGGAUGGAGCGUUGUCUGUACUCACCCACUAGCUAUACGUUGUUGCUUAUUCCUUUUUCAAGAGUGCGAGGGAAUUUGUUGUUUGUUGGAAACUGUGUAGAAUCGUCAUGAGUAGAGAACUCAACUCUGAACGGGAGUUACAGGAUAUGUGCUCAACCAAUGUUUGCAUCAAGGAAGACGAUUUGAUUUA